This is a messenger RNA of Acanthisitta chloris (rifleman), 4726 nucleotides long. It is a transcript of the gene WDR90, whose product is annotated as WD repeat domain 90. The record is from RefSeq and is a predicted model, not a curated record. The annotation marks the transcript as partial. The transcript is spliced from 36 exons. NCBI's taxonomy places the organism in Eukaryota, Metazoa, Chordata, Aves, Passeriformes, Acanthisittidae. Gene Ontology annotation, cellular component: centriole. Gene Ontology annotation, molecular function: protein binding.
AGCGCGGCGCAGUCCCUGGGGCUCACCGGGCGCUACCUCUACCUGCUCUUCAGGCCUCUGCCCGGCAAGCACUUCCUCGUCCACCUGGAUGCCACGACGGAGGAAAACCAGGUGGUUCGCAUCUCCUUCUCCAGCCUCUUCAAGGAGUUCAAAUCCACGGCUACCUGGCUGCAGUUCCCCUUCGUCUGCGGAGCGGCCAAGGGAGCAGCCCCUGCAGACGUGCGCUGGACCUGCCUGGUGCUGGACCUCCCCUCCAUCCACUCCCUGUACCUCAACCGCCGCUACAGCCACCUGAAGGGUGUCAAACUCUGCUCCAACCUGCUCGUGAGGAACCUCUGCACCAGUGAUUUGGUGUUUGUCCCAGGUGUGUCCUUCUCUGAGGCCCGGCACGCUGACCUGGCCUGCCGAGGGGUCUCUCCCUUCCCGCGGGAAAUGGCAUUCCCUGUGCCCAGGGGAAAGAAGUGGCAUGACCUCUACGACUACAUCAGGUUCCCAUCCGAGGGGCCCAAGCUGCUGCACAGCUCCAUCCAGAAGAGGUGUCCCACUCCUGCGGUGCCACACCGGAGUCCUGUCAUCACGAGCACCAUCCCUGAGGUUCACCUGGCAACCCCAGGCCCUCUACGAGCUGUGACUGCUGGGGAGCCAGAGCUGCAGGAGAGCCAGAGGCUGCACAAUGCUGGGGACCCUGGGCAGCCACUGUCAGGCAGUGAUGGUGGCACCCACGUCUGUGCCCAUCAGAGGGACGGGCAGACCAUCCGAGUUAUCCCUGCUGGCUCACAGGAGAGGCUCUUACCAGAUCCCAUCCUGAAGCUGAGAAUGAUUAUUGGCUUUGGAGGCUGCAGCACCAAAUGGGCUCUGUGGACACAGGACAGCACUGCUGUGGUGUAUCCCUGCCAUGCUGUGGUUGUGGCCCUGCAGCUCCAGACUGGCCAGCAGAGGUUCUUCCUUGGCCACACGGAUAAGGUGUCGGCGCUGGCGCUGGACGGGAGCAGUGCCCUGCUGGCCUCGGCCGAGGCUGGGCCACGCGGCCUCGGGCGCCUCUGGCACUUCCCCACGGGCACCUGCCUCUCCGUCUUCAGAACCCAUACCCACUCCCUCUGGGCCCUCAGCCUUUCCCACAGUGGAGCUGUUCUGUGUGGUGUCGGGAAGGACGGGCACGGCAAAACGAUACUGGUGGUGUGGAACACUGCUCAGGUGACCUGUGGUGGACAGGUGACCAUGCUGGCCAAAGCACACACGGAUGUGGACAUCCAGGCCCUGAAGAUUGCUUCUUUUGAUGAUACCAGGAUGGUGUCGUGUGGCCGGGACAGCGUCCGGCUGUGGCGGGUGCGGAGCGGAGCACUGCGCUCCUGUCCCGUCAGUCUGGGCGAGUACCACUCCCUGGAAUUCACCGGCCUGGCCUUCGACGAGGGGCACCAGGAUCCCAAGGACUGCAUGCUCUUUGUGUGCAGCAGGAGUGGCCACGUGCUGGAAGUGGACUGUGAGAAGCUGUGCGUGCGGAGCGCACGGCGCCUGCUGCCCGCGCGGGAUGGGCAGUGCCAGGUGGUGUCAUGUUUUGGCUUUUCAGGCCCUGGCAUUGCCAUAAACUGCAUCAGCAUCUCCUCAACUUUGUGUGCCGUGGGCUCAGAGGAUGGCUACCUGCGGCUGUGGCCACUGGACUUCUCAGCAGUUGUCUUUGAGGCAGAGCUCGAGGCUCCAGUGAGUUCUGUCUGCAUCAGCCCAGACAGCCACAAAGCCUUGUGCACCACAGCUGCUGGGAAUCUGGGCUACCUGGACACCCAGUCCCGGGACUACAACACCCUCAUGCGCUCCCACGAGGACACUGUCCUGGGCUUCUCAGUGGAGGGGGUUUGGAAGCAGAUAGCAACAGUGUCCCAGGACAAUACCAUCCGGGUCUGGGACCUUGUCUCCAUGCAGCAGCUGUACGACUUCGCGGCUGCGGGGGAGACGCCGUGUGCCGUGGCCUUCCACCCGAGCCAGCAGCUCCUGGCCUGUGGCUUCUCCAGUGGGACAGUGAGAACCUUCAGCCUGGCUGCAUCCGAGCUCCUGCUGGAGCACAGGCAGCACAGCACGGCAAUCACUGGGCUGACCUUCUCUCCAGAUGGCAAUUUCAUGUUCAGCUCCUGUUUGCAGGGAGCUCUGGCUCUGUACAGCUGUGUGGCACAGAAAAGCCACGUCCUGAGAGUCCUGGGCAAUGUGGUGGCCCAGGAUGCUGGGAGUGGCCUGGAUGCACUGGUGGUCAGUGGGGACAGCCAGCUCCUGGCCUUUGUGGGUCCCUCCAAGCAUGUGGUGACUGUGAUGGAGGCCUGCUCCCUCGAUGAGCUGCUGAAGGUGGACAUCAGCACCCUGGACAUGCACAGCACAGCCUUGGACUCUGCAGUGAGGGUGUGCUUUGCCCCUGUGCCUCGAGGAGAGCUCCUGGUGUCCACUUCAUCCUGUAAAAUCCUUGUGCUUGAUGCGAAAACAGGACGAGUGGUGCGAGAGGUGUGCCCUGUGCACAAGCUGUCCUGUUCCUCCUUGGCACUGAGCAGGGAUGGGCAGUACCUGCUCACUGCUGGUGACAAGGUUAUCAAAGUGUGGGACUAUCGGAUGCGCUUCCAUGUCAACUCCCAGGUGUACAUCGGCCACUCGGAGCCCGUGCGCCAGGUGGCCUUCACCCCUGACCAGAGGCACGUCAUCAGCGUGGGGGAUGCCAUCUUCCUCUGGGAUUUCCUAGCUCCCCCUGCACAGAGGUGUUCCCCAACCAGGGCAUGUUCCCCCACGUCUGCUCUGCUGUCAGGACCAGGUAUUUCCUCCGAGUCAGACAAAGAGGAGGAAGCAGAUCCACCAGGCAGCAGCAGGAUGGUGUCAAAUGGAGACAAAGAUGCUUCAGUCCUUGUGGUGGAGUCAGACGGGACCGAGGAGCUAGUUGUGAGGUCCAGAAGUUUCUUGGCUUCUCAAGCAGGCAGUGAGCUCUUGAAGCUGAAAGCAGUGAUCGGCUACAAUGGGAAUGGCAGAGGGAACAUGGUGUGGAGCCCGGACACAGGCUUCUUCGCCUACUCGUGUGGCUGCGUCAUCGUGGUCGAGGACCUGCACUCAGGGUCACAGAGCCACUGGCUGGGCCACGCUGAGGAGAUCUCCACACUCACCCUCAGCCACGAUGCCCAGGUUCUUGCCUCUGCCUCGGGGAAGAUGGAUGGAGGCUCCCAUUGUCAGAUCUGCAUCUGGAAUGUCCAGGAUGGAGCCUGCACAGCACAGCUCUUCCAGCACGAGACACAAGUACAAGCCAUGGCUUUCUCUAGGGAUGACAGAUUCCUUGUCACCAUAGGGGACUACAGUGACCAGACCAUGGCUCUGUGGAACAUCUACACUCGGGAGCUCCUGCUGUCCACUCGUGUCUCAGAGCCAGUGCACGAUGUGGCUUUCAGCCCUGUGUGUCACCAAGACCUGGCCUGCGUGGGGAGGGGAGCACUGAUGUUCUGGUUGUUGGAGCAGCAGGGAGCUGCUCUCUGCCUCAAGGUUCAUCGAGCCCCUGCCCCGGCCAUGCUGGGGCCGGUGGAACUCACCUCUCUCUGCUAUGGUGCUGACACUCUCCUCUACAGCGGCACCAACUCAGGCCAGAUCUGUGUGUGGGACACCGAGACAAACUGCUGCUUCAUGACGUGGGAGGCCGACGAGGGCGAGAUCGGGGUGCUGGUGUGUGGGCACAACAGGCUGGUGAGUGGCAGCAACAUGAAGCGCAUCCGCCUGUGGGCAGUGGCCACCGUGCAGGAGCUGAGGCUGAAGGGGCCUGAGGCCAGGUCCAGUUCAGUCCUGCUGGAACACGAGAUCACCCUCGAUGGGACGAUAGUCAGUGCAGCCUUCGAUGACUCUCUGGAAAUGGGAAUUGUGGGCACCACAGCAGGAACACUGUGGUACAUCAACUGGACAGAGAGCACAAGCAUCAGACUCAUCAGUGGCCACAAGAACAAGGUGACUGAAGUGUGUUUCAGCCCUGAUGAGGCUCACUGUGCCACGUGUGGGGAGGAUGGCAGCGUGAGGAUCUGGGCUCUGGACAGCACAGAGCUGGUGGUGCAGUUCCAGGUGCUCAACCAGAGCUGCCAGUGCCUGGCCUGGAAGCCAUGUCCCAUGGUGGCCUGGGGAGCUGAGAGCCAGCACGUGGUGGCAGGAUACAGCGACGGCACCGUCCGCGUGUUCAGUGUGUCCAGGACUGAGAUGGAGCUGAAGAUGCAUCCCCACACUGCUGCACUGACAGCUAUCACCUACUCCACGGAUGGAGAAAUUAUCUUAUCGGGGGACAAGGAUGGGCUGGUGGCUGUCAGCAGCCCUUGCACUGGGGUGACUCUCUGUGUCCUGGCUGACCACAAAGGCUCCCCCAUCACUGCUCUCCAGUGCACCAGGAAGCAGUUCGGGGUGGAGGGGGGUGAGCUGUGGCUGGCCACCAGCUCGGACCGGCGGCUCAGCGUCUGGGCCUCCGACUGGCUCAAGGACAAGUGUGAGCUCCUGGACUGGCUCAGCUUCCCAGCUCCCACCAGCCCUGAGGGUCUUGACAGCCUUCCACCCAGCCUGGCUGCAUUUUGCCCUUGGGAACAUGGUGUCCUGGUCUACGUGGGCUUUGGGAUGCAGCAGGAAGCUUUGUUCUACAGUCUGCACAAGAAACAGGUAGUCAGGAAGAUCUCCUUGCCAGCGUUUGCCACAUCACUCAGUCUGUCCCCUGCAGCACCCUGCAUGGCUCUUGGCUUCGGGG